This is a messenger RNA of Chaetura pelagica (chimney swift), 843 nucleotides long. RefSeq names its product survival of motor neuron protein-like. Gene Ontology annotation, molecular function: RNA binding. NCBI's taxonomy places the organism in Eukaryota, Metazoa, Chordata, Aves, Apodiformes, Apodidae. Gene Ontology annotation, biological process: mRNA processing; regulation of alternative mRNA splicing, via spliceosome. The transcript is spliced from 7 exons. Gene Ontology annotation, cellular component: nucleus; cytoplasm; precatalytic spliceosome. The record is from RefSeq and is a predicted model, not a curated record. Bases 1 to 843 code for a protein of 280 amino acids.
AUGGUUAUGUUUGAUGAUCAGUUGAUUUCUAAGAAGUUACCAGGAAUAGAGAGAAUUGUGGAGAAACGCAAUAUAAGGAGGGGGGGGCCGGGGCUGGCGGAGCCCGGGCUGAGGCUGCCGGGCCGGCUGGGAUCGUUCCCCUCCUGUCUGUCCCCGCAGAACGCCCUGAAGAAUGGAGAGUGCUCGGAGCCCACAGACAAGCAGGAGCAGCACCUGGGGAUGAAAAAGAAAAACAAUAAAAAGAACAGAAAUAGGAAAAAGAGCAGUACAGGGCUUUCGAAACAGUGGAAAGUUGGUGACAGCUGUAAUGCUGUCUGGUCUGAGGAUGGUAACACAUACCUAGCAACUAUUGCCUCCAUCAAUCAGAAGAGAGGCACAUGUGUUGUCACUUACACAGGAUAUGGGAACCAGGAGGAGCAGAACCUGGCUGAUCUCCUUCCUCCAGCCAGUGAUGAAACAAAUGAAAAUGAGGCUCCGUAUUCAACGGACGAAAGUGAAAAAUCUUUCCAGUCACCUCGCAGCAAAAACAACUGCACAAAAGCAAGAUUCUCCCCUCAAAACCUACCUUUCCACACACCACCACCAGUCCCAGGCCUAGAAAGGCCUGGACCAAAAUUCAGGGCACCUCCAAUGUUCUCAUCUUGCUUUCCCCCACCCUUCCCAGCAGGACCACCGUUGAUUCCUCCUCCACCACCUAUGAGACCAGACUCUCCGGAGGACGACGAAGCGCUGGGGAGCAUGUUGAUAGCCUGGUACCUGAGUGGUUACCACACUGGGUAUUACCUGGGUUUAAAACAAAGACGAAUGGAAGCAGCACUGGAGAGAGAAACACACACAAAAUAA